UUCAACAUGCUUAUGAGGCUUUGGAGAUCAAUUUUGUUUUAAAUGGGCCAUUACGUUGAUAUAGAAAGAGAGAAAGAGAGAGCACUCUGAAAUGAAUUGAGAGAGGGAAAGAUGGAGUGAGGGAGGCGAGUGCGAGCGAGACAGAGAAAGAGUGGCCCUCUAUAUUCGGCUAUGCCAAAACCACGACGGGUGAGGGGCCAACCUCUCCACAUGUGACUGCUGUGUCCAUUUUUAGAGGUAGAGCGGCACACUCGGUCACGGUUGGAGUUCCUGCCCUUUCGUUGGGAUUAGAGGUGUAAAAUUAUUAUUUUCCAACCGUUAAUGUUUUGUUUUUUUGUUACACAUAUCUUCCCCCAGUUAAUUUCUUCUCAUUAUUGAUCUGAGUUUAUUUUCUUUAUAUUUCGUGUGGACAGUUUGAGAUACUUCUUUUAUUUCUAAACUUUUCUUUCUAAAAUGUCAACUUUUGCUUGCGUAUUUUAGUAGCCUACCUUCGUCUAUGGAAUCAUCUUGGGGAUAUUAGAAAUAGCCUAACGGACAUGGAGUGGGUUAUGAAGUUUUCCCACACAAGGUGCCUUUUGUUCAUGAAUAAGGCAGCGUGCUUUUGGAGGGUUAGACCAUGAGGGAACCCAUCGAGCGCACAACUGUCGAUUAGGCGACUGGUUGCUUGAGAGCUUCAAAAUAAAAUGAAUGAAACAGCCGUGUUUACGAUGGGAAAUACAACAACGAACAAGUGGAGGACUCUUUGAACAGGCAGCUGGAGUCUGGAGAAGAGGAUUGGCAGAACCUAUUAAGAAGACAGUCCGUGACAGCAGCAUAUCCCAGCACAGCUACAUCACAGAAUGAGGUUGAAGUACUCUAUCUCCCUUGUCUUCAUUGUGGCACUGGUCAUCAUUGAGAAGGAAAACAAUAUUAUCUCACGGGUCUCAGACAAGCUCACCCCAAAGCAGACCCCCCAGACACCCCUCCAGCCCAGUAACUCUGCCCCAGCCUCAGCCCUGGGUCUCCUGAAGUUCAAUGGCUCCUCCUUCACUACGCUGAGCAAGCUGGACCCUGCUUUCACCCUCAUGAAGAGACGUCUGGAGAACUACACCGAGCAGAGGUCAGAGGUCAUAGGAUCAGCAGGAAACAGAAAGCACAUCCUCCUAUUGGCCACCACGCGGACAGGCUCCUCCUUCGUGGGCGAGUUCUUCAACCAGCAGGGCGACAACAUGUUCUACCUGUUUGAGCCGCUGUGGCACGUCGAGAGAUCGCUGACGUUAGAGACCGGCGGGACCAAUGCCACGGCCGCCGCCCGGGCCUACCGAGAAGUCCUCCAGGGGCUCUUCCUGUGCGACUUCACCCCUCUGGAGAGCUUUAUUGACCCACUUCCUGUAGACCACGUCACCUCAGCCCUGUUCAGGAGAGAAUCUAGCAGCUCUCUCUGUGAGGAGUCCGUCUGCAGCCCGUUUGUUAAGAAAGUAUUUGAGCGCUACCACUGCCGGACCAGGAAGUGUGGUCCCCUCAACCUGACCAUGGCGUCCGAGUCAUGCCAGCAGAAGGAGCACAGGGCCAUUAAAUCCGUCCGGGUGCGUCAGCUGGAGACCCUGAGACCCCUCGCUGAGGACCCUCGUCUGGAUAUCAAGUUCAUCCAGCUGGUGAGGGACCCCAGGGCGGUUCUGGCCUCGCGCAUGGUGGCCUUCUCUGCAAAGUACAACAACUGGAAGAAGUGGGCCGUGGACGGGGACGUGCCCAUUGACGACGACGAGGUGAGGAAGCUGAAAGGGAACUGCGACAACAUCAGGAUGUCUGCGGAGGUGGGCCUGAGGCAGCCGUCGUGGCUGAGGCGGAGGUACAUGCUAGUGCGGUACGAGGAUAUCGCUAGAUUCCCUAUGAGGAAGGCAGCGGAGAUGUACAAGUUCACCGGGAUUCCGUUCACUCCUCAGGUGAAAGACUGGGUACUAAAGAACACCCAGGCUUCCAAUGAGACAAGCGGAGUGUAUUCAACACAGAAGAACUCCUCCGAGCAAGUAGAGAAAUGGAGGUUCAGCAUAUCGUACAAACUAGCCCAGGUGGUGCAGAGAGUUUGUGGACCCACGAUGAAACUGUUUGGGUACAGGUUUGUGAACAGCGAGGCGAUGCUGACGGACAAGUCUAUCAGUUUGAUCGAAGAAAAGGUUUUCAUACAAAACUUUUCAUAGACAUUUUACUGUAACUCUGAACUCUGCUCAACAGACAAAGUGGACAUACAGAUACGAUUAUGAAGUGAUUGUUGUGAGGAUAUUUAUUGGGGACUGUACUAGUCUACAACAGAGUAAUGUAUAAGACCCUUUAUAUAUAUAUAUAUAUAUAUAUAUAUAUAUUUAAAUGAUAACAUGUUACACUCCAGGUUGUAGAAAGAAAUACACAUUUAUGUGUGUAAUUGUAGAAAAAACGAUUGAAUGAAGACAAAAACAGGUACUACCUUUUAACUCUUUACAGGGAUAUUUAACAAAAGAAAACCCUUGUUUUAUGAGUACUACAUGGUAUAAAAGUUGUUUGUUACGCACGUUUGUCACCUUGUCACCCCAAACCAAGUCAUGCUUUUUAAACCAAAUCUGGUUGUAGAGUGGCCAAGCUUGAGUCCUUGAACAGUUUGCCAAUUGAAAUGUUUUUUUUUUCUGUCAAGCUAGCCAUGGGUUAAUAACAGUAGCUGCUUUUGAACUGAGCUGUAGAGAAGGUAGCUAAAUGAAUGACUUGCUCUGUGUGUGUGGAUAGCAGGAUACUAGCAGGGCAUUCCAAGGUUUUGGUCUUGUAUUUUCUAUAUAAUUUACCACAAAGAAGGGAUGUUCUUUCAUGUUAAUUUAAUAUAUUAUUUUAUUUGUAUUGAGAUUGAGAGAUUAUGGCUAUGGCUUUUGCACAUGCUACAUAGAUGGAUAGUUUUCUCCCCGCUAACUGAUGGGACCCAUACUUCCAGACCUGUGUUCAAAUAGUAUUAGAAAUCUUUCAUAAACUUUUAGUAUUUGCUUUAGCCUGCCAGGAGCGCCAUAUGGGCGGUGUUUGCAGUUUUGCGAUUAGUCUAUUGGUUAAUAGCACCAGGCAAGCUCAAUCAAGCCUAGCCAAAGUAAUAUUAUUAUUUUGAAUACUAUUUGAACCCAGGUCUGCUUCACGCACACAUAGGCUAGGUGGCUGAGUAGCUGUAGCUACAUGCAUGUUACUGUUUUAGUUUUAAUUGGCUGUUAGUGUUUCACAUUGUGGAAGUCGACGGUGAGUGUAGCGAAUCAUUCUGUAGAAACAGAUGUCUACGGUGGUUUUGUAUGUACAGACAGACUGCAUCCCAAAUGGCUUCCUAUUCCCCAUAGUGCACUAUAGGGAAUAGACACAGACAUUCCUCCUGCAGCUGGUUUGCAGAAUUGUGUGAGGUUUAUCAGCAGCUUUCUGUCCGUUGACACUAGUCUCCUGGCUGGUGAUAAUGGAAGAGAAGAGGACCAGGGGACUAAAAGACUGGGCGUACAUUCCAAAUGGCAUCCUAUUUCCUAUACAGUGCACUAUUUUUGACCAGGCCCCAUAGGGCUCUGGUCAAAGGUAGUCCACUACGUAGGGAAGUGAGUACCAUUUGGGAGGCAGUAUGGGUUUGUCUGUAUGUCAAUGCCUUUUCUCCUUCUGUUGUUAAGUUAAAUCCUUUGCUUUUCAUUUCAGUGGAAUUUUCAAUUGUUGUGUGAUUGUUUGGCCUUUUACUGUACAAGUAAAUUGAAUAUUGACACGUUUA
Coregonus clupeaformis (lake whitefish) is the source of this 3724-nucleotide messenger RNA. RefSeq names its product carbohydrate sulfotransferase 3. The record is from RefSeq and is a predicted model, not a curated record. The transcript is spliced from 4 exons. The coding region runs from base 840 to 2177 and encodes 445 amino acids. Gene Ontology annotation, molecular function: chondroitin 6-sulfotransferase activity; N-acetylglucosamine 6-O-sulfotransferase activity. Lineage: Eukaryota; Metazoa; Chordata; Actinopteri; Salmoniformes; Salmonidae. Gene Ontology annotation, cellular component: Golgi membrane. Gene Ontology annotation, biological process: N-acetylglucosamine metabolic process; carbohydrate metabolic process.